CGCUCGCUCCUCCGCCUGUUGGGCCCUGCCGGGACCCGUCGACGCAGUGGCGUGUGGGAAGGAGAGAUGAUGGCGGCGGAACCGAGCAAGACGGAGAUUCAGACUCUUUUCAAGCGGCUCCGGGCGGCGCCGGCCAACAAGUCGUGCUUCGACUGCGGCGCCAAGAACCCGAGCUGGGCCAGCAUUACCUACGGGGUCUUCCUGUGCAUCGACUGCUCCGGCGUCCACCGCUCCCUGGGCGUGCACGUCAGCUUCAUCAGGUCCACAGAGCUCGACUCUAACUGGAACUGGUUCCAGCUGAGAUGUAUGCAAGUGGGCAGCAAUGCCAAUGCGACUGCUUUCUUCCGCCAGCAUGGCUGCACUACAACAGAUGCCAAUGCUAAGUAUAACAGUCGAGCUGCCCAGAUGUACAGGGAGAAGAUCCGGCAGCUGGCAAGUGCUGCCAUGGCCAAGUAUGGCACUGAUUUGCUCAUAGAUGGACUCAGUGGAGCCCCUGGGCAUUCCCCUGACAAGAGUGAUGCUGAUUUCUUCAUGGAGCACACACAGUCUUCCAGAACCUGGGAUGUAGCAGAUGCCAGCCAGAAUCCUGCACAGUCUUCCUUGGACAUGGAAAAAGCACCAAAGUCAUCAGAAAGCAGUGAAGCAGCACAUCCAAGCCAAGGCCCAUCUAUUGACUUGUUGAGCACAUCUCCUAAAGCUCCUAUAGACAUGUCCAUGUACCUGUCACCACAGGAGCCUGCUCCUGCCAGAGAACUGAAAUCCUCCCUCAUUGGAAAGAAGAAGCCAGGAGCUGCCAAGAAAGGGUUGGGUGCCAAAAAAGGUCUUGGAGCCCAGAAAGUGAGUAGCCAGAGCUUCAAUGAGAUUGAGCGGCAAGCUCAGGUGGCAGAGCAGCUGAGGGAGCAGCAGGCAGUGGAGUCCAGGAAACAAGCCGAGGAGUCCAUAGUCACCUCAAUGCGACUGGCUUAUCAGGAACUGCAGCUUGAUCGAAAGAAGGAAGAGAAAAAGCUUCAAAACCUUGAAGGGAAGAAGCGUGAACAAGCGGAGAGGCUAGGCAUGGGCUUGGUGUCAAGAAGUUCUGUUUCACACUCAGUGAUGUCUGAGAUGCAAGUAAUUGAGCAGGAGACGCCACUGGCUGCAAAGUCUUCCCGCUCCCAAUUGGAUUUAUUUGAAGAUGGUGGAGGCUUCACAUCUGGACCCCCCAAGUACAAAUAUAAUCCCUUCUCAUUUGAAGAUGCCUUUGGCUCACGAUGGGAAACAGACUCUUCAUGGGGUAUGGACAAAGACGAGGAAUCAGAGGUGACAGUUUCCAGUAUUCGGCCAAUUUCAGAGAGGCCUACCAGUAGGCGGGAUAUGGAGAACAGGACAUCAGUUGUGGAAUCUAAUGAAGCUCGGCAGAAAUUUGCAGGAGCUAAAGCCAUCUCUUCAGAUAUGUUCUUUGGGCGGGAAGCAGAUGCUGAGUAUGAAGCCAGGUCCCGACUACAGCAGCUCUCGGGCAGCAGUGCUAUCAGCUCCGCAGACCUGUUUGGGGAGGCUGAGAAUGCACACUCAGGUGGUGUAUCAAUUGGAAACGUUCUGCCUGCUGCUGAUAUCGCACAGUUUAAGCAAGGAGUGAAGACAGUUGCUGGCAAGAUGGCCGUCCUAGCCAAUGGAGUGAUGAACUCCCUCCAGGAUCGUUAUGGCUCAUAUUGAUGACCCAAGGACUGCAACUCACAGGGAAGCCAGCAAGAGGCACUGAUGCCACUUUUGCCUGGAGUACACUCUGCAGGAUUGUCUUAGUUUAUCUGGGGUGGGUGGGGAAGGGAGAAGGAAAGCAGAAGGGUUCAGCAUGUGGCUGUGCACAAGAUGCUUUCCAAAUAUCUCUGGAUUCCACACUGCAUUAAAAUUCAAUGUGCCCUCAACCCACUGCUACUUACUAGCCAGUGGAGACUGGGAUAAUCUCCCUGCUGUGAAAGAUAAGAUGGGAACUCCUGUGGCUGCCCUCAUCAGUGCUGCUAUCCUUCUUAGCCCAUACCUUAGCUCACCAUGUUAUAGAGGAAAUGGGGAUGCUGUAUUUCUGAAUGUGGUGUUACCUGAUCCUCAUGGACAUGACUGUGGUUUCUUGUUCUGCUCAGUGCUUCUAUUGCCUGUUUCCACGCAGGCUGCUGUUGCAGUUCACAUCACUGGUAAGACAUUUUCAACUGCAAGGUUCUAGUGUGCAUGGUAGUCCAUGGUGUCACGGAUUCCUCUAUAUUUUCAGGGUCUGCUUUGUACCAUGGGGUGAUUUUUUCCUAUUGUCUUGUAAACCAGCAUGUAUUGAUGCAGGAGAACAAAUCAAAGCAAAGAUUAUUUUUUUAGCUUCUAAUCACAUCAACAACAACAGCAAAGUCCCAGGUACUGAAGUAUGGUAAGGAUGUUUGCUGGCUAGUGUGUUGCUCAGCUAUACUUUACUUCCAGACUUGGACAGAGAGAAAAAUCCUGACCUCUGACUUAACCGAAGUGUGUUGUGGGUGAGGGGGGCUGCAUGAGGACUGUUAUUUUUGUCCUGCUCAGGUUGACUCUUUGCUCCUGACUGUGUUUUUAACAAGAGCUAUUUUCAGGUAUCUUUGACUAUGCAGUUGAGGAUGGAAUAGCCCUUUAUCCCCUAUUAAGUGCUCUACAGUUGAAAAAUAACUGUAUUAGCAAAACAA
Molecule: messenger RNA, 2666 nt
Organism: Tympanuchus pallidicinctus (lesser prairie-chicken)
Lineage: Eukaryota; Metazoa; Chordata; Aves; Galliformes; Phasianidae
Gene: ARFGAP2
Product: ADP ribosylation factor GTPase activating protein 2
Exons: 17
Coding region: 67-1689 (540 amino acids)
Biological process (GO): COPI coating of Golgi vesicle
Molecular function (GO): GTPase activator activity
Source: RefSeq, a predicted model, not a curated record